CGACGGGUGAAUUUACGGUGAAUUUCACGUGAAAUUCGACAAACCGAUCGCCGUUUGACGACGAAACUUGGUAACUUAUAUAUUCACUCUGAUCAGUUGAACAGAGUUAUGAAAUAUUCAAUUCUCAGCAAACGAAUACUUCAUGAAUUUAACCAAAUUCGUAAUUUAAGUCAGAGCAAAAGACUUGUGUUAGGCAUUGAAUCAACAUUUGAUGAUUCUGCUGCUGCAGUUAUUGAUGAAGAUGGAAAAGUACUCGGAGAAAGCAUCAAAUCUCAAAUGCUAGAGCAUAAAAUCACAGGUGGUGUUCAUCCUGUUACUGCUAUGAAACUACAUGAGGUUAAUCUACCUCUGGUUGUUGAUGACGUCAUGGAUAAAGCUGGAAUCGACUUUCAGGAUUUGUCUGCUGUUGCCACGGCAACUCAGCCAGGAUCUGCUUUAUCAUUGCAAGCAGGGUUGAUAUUUUCCAAGCAUUUGGUGGCAAAACACAGGCUCCCGUUUAUACCAGUGCAUCAUAUGGAAGCCCAUGCACUCACAGUACGUUCAAUCGAGGAGGUAAACUUUCCGUUUCUUGUGUUACUGGCUUCUGGUGGACAUUGCCUGCUAUGCUUGGCACAACAUCUAGGAAAUUAUAAAAUUCUUGGUCAAAUACUGGAUGAACCGCCAGGUGCAGUAUUCGAUAAGGUCGCUCGUGAAAUUGUAAAGGAUUUACCGCCAGAAUAUUGUUCUACCACUAGUGGGGGACGAAUCAUUGAAGCUUUGGCGAAGAAAGGUGACAGUUUGAAGCAUCCAUUUUCAAUUCCAUUGACUGGGCAUACAAAAACUGUUCGAAGUAGAUCUUGCAAUUUCUCAUUCAGUGGGCUACAGUCGCAAGUUUUGCGAAAGAUUGCAAUAUUUAGAGAGAGGAAUGAACUUGAUAUUGCUGCAUGCCAAGAUGUAGCUGCAAGUUUUCAAAAAGCAGCAAUUCAACAUAUAACAAAUCAAUUGCACAGAGGAAUUAUAUUUUGUCAAAUAAGAAACCUACUACAGCCAUCACCUAUAUUGGUUUUAUCUGGAGGAGUUGCAGCAAAUAGUUGUUUGAGAGAAUCUGUCCUGAACAUUUGUAACAAAAUGAACACCAAGUUGAUAUGCCCACCAAUACAUCUUUGUACUGAUAAUGGAAUCAUGAUUGCAUGGGCAGGAAUGGAAUAUCUAAAGCAAGGCAUUGGAAUUUCUGAGGAUUCGGAAAAUGUUCGGUAUGAGCCAAGAUCUCCAUUAGGUGAUUAUAUUGGAGAUGAGAUUAUCAAGGAAAACAUAAAGUUGCCGAAAGUCAAAGUAAGUUGGAAACGUCACAUUUGAAUCACCUGCAAUCAGUUAGGAGAAAUCUGAUAAGCCAGCGGUUGCCAAACUUUUCGUUCCUGUGGCGCCAAAUGAUCAGGGAACAAAAAUCGAGCGCAUUUACUCGAAAAAUAUGCUGCUUUGUGAUGGUUAGUGUGUACGUCAUGCCUUUUAUUAAAGGUAAUAAACAUGUAGGCCUAAGCGAUUAAGGCAAAAGGUCCACUCUUCUUUCUCAUCUCUGCCUGAUUCUCCUUUGAAAUGCUUAGAAAUCACUCCCGGAUGUAAUCGAAGUCGAAGAGCUUUUUCAAGCAGAAGAUUAUACAGUUAAGCAGCAGCCAGUUUUGGAACAAACAAAUGGGUUUGCCAACUGAUAGAAACAAAAAGAUUGUAAAGGUUCUGUAAUUUAUAUUGUUUGGAAUUGAGAAUGCGUGACUUGUGAUCUGUUGUAUUAGUGAAUAUUAGUGAAAAUAAUUGAACAAUUACUGAUUAAAAAACAACAAACCUGGUUAAGAUAUAUUAAGUACUGACUUCAUAACAAAAUUGUAAAUGGACUUUACACUCUGUAUAAUUGCUUGCUUACAUAAGAACUAAAAAAGAAAUAUUGUAUUAAAAACUCCGAAUGGUUGCUGAUGUCCUAUGAAAAGACAUAAAUAGGGAUUUUAUCAUUUCUAUCCAACGGCAUGAAUUGUCAUAUUUAAGAGAAAUAAAACAAUUUGAUGGUGAUGAAUUCUUUCAAAAUGUCUUGCAUUCGGUUUUAUUGAAAAUAAGUUCAUCCUAAAUUGCCUCCGAAAUAAAUCGAAAGCAGUCUUGACUAUUUUUUAUUCUAGUUGUACAAUGAUAUUUUGGUACAGAAAUAAAAAAAAUUAUAAACUUGACUACUAUUCAUCUUUUAACAUGGAA
This is a messenger RNA of Styela clava, 2214 nucleotides long. Its product is annotated as tRNA N6-adenosine threonylcarbamoyltransferase, mitochondrial-like. Gene Ontology annotation, biological process: tRNA threonylcarbamoyladenosine modification. Lineage: Eukaryota; Metazoa; Chordata; Ascidiacea; Stolidobranchia; Styelidae. Gene Ontology annotation, cellular component: mitochondrion. The record is from RefSeq and is a predicted model, not a curated record.